Messenger RNA from Nyctereutes procyonoides (raccoon dog), 2207 nucleotides. RefSeq lists its product as uncharacterized. The record is from RefSeq and is a predicted model, not a curated record. NCBI's taxonomy places the organism in Eukaryota, Metazoa, Chordata, Mammalia, Carnivora, Canidae.
GCGGCUCCUUCGCGGUGAUUUCGCAGUCAGGUCAGACUCGCCAGCCCGGGAUGUCACUGCGCCUGAGAGCUGAGACAUUCAGUCAGCGGGAAAACAUGGAUGAUCCUAGACAGCAAUCACUGUUCUUCAUCACACCUCCAGAUUUAUACAAACUCUGUGCUGUCAAGAUAAUACUGAGUAAUCAGGUGGCAGAUACUGAAAUUAGGAGUACACAAAUGAAGAUGUGCAGGCAAUUGCUAUAUAUGCACCAAGAUAUUCUUGUAUCACCUGUGCCUGGAAUAUUAAGCCAAAUUUGGGUAGUGAUGGCGAUACCAUUUUAUAAAGCUGGAAAACUUAAUGCCUAUAUUGAAAAAUGUGGAGCUAAAGUAGAGGCUCCACAAAGAGUAAUUCCUGUAAUUCUUCAAAACUGCCUUUCAUAUUCACUCAUGUCUAGACUUGCUCCAGCCUGGAAUAAAACUGGCCAUCUUUUGGUGCAAGGAAGAGAAUUUCUUUCUCAAAUGGGAAAGCAAAGUGCUGUUGUAUUAGACAUCAAUGUAACUGAAACUCAAGUUUGUCUAAGUAUAGAAGCUUACACAAUCAGAUUGCCACCACCUGAGCUAAGAGAAUUUGGUAUUUCCCAGAGUAUUAUAAAGGAUUUUGAUACUAACAACAAUGCUGUCAUUGAAGGACAUUCAAUUUUAAACAACUGGUGCUACGUUUUGCCAAGUAUGAAAAGGGGACAAAUAAUAAGUAUUCUUCACACCACACCCCCUGACUGUCCUUUUCACUCAUAUGAAGAUUUCCGGAUGCACUGGGAUGACUUGUAUGGCUAUAAACUUCCAGAAGAUUGUGGAAAUACUAAAAUUUACUGCAGCAUCUACUUCAAAAUGAUAGGAGAAAGAAUCUUCACAUACCCUCUCAGCUGCAUCAGAAGUCAGCCCAUUCAGUUCUUUCCAAGAGUAGAUUUGGAAGGUGUGUUGAAAAGUUUCCUUUCAGACUUAAAAUCUAAAUUGCCUCAGAUAUGUGGCUUUCCCAUAAAGAUGACAACUAAGGCAUGCUACUACACACAAGAACUAAUGAAACCUCAUGUACAGGAAAACAAAGCCAAGACGUUUAAUGUGACCACUAAACAAAUGUUCAGGUCCUCUCUGACUCAGGCCCCUUCCACAAGACCUGCUCUGGCUGAGCAUCUUCGAUGGUGUUCAGUAGCUGUGGACCACAAGGUGGAGCUUUCAGGCAGCCAUCUGAAGACGCCUUGGGUACCCUCAACUCUGCAGCUCCAACAAGAAGCUGUUCAGAACAGAAAGAAAGCCCUACCUGACAAGGCACUCCAAGUACAUAUGGAAGUACCAAAGCCCAACAGAGGAAAGAUUCAAGUUCAAGGCACAAAUUUCACCUCCCAGAAUAAUAUUGUCCCUAAAUUUAUACCAUUUUUCAAAAAUCGAUCAUUACAGAUGAACAAAAAUAUCUUAGAACCUGGCAAUCUAAAAAGAAAACAGCUUGUUACAGAAUCUAAAUUUUUUUCACUUAAAACUAGCGUGAUGCAAAAUGACAAACUCAAUUUAGAUCCAGCUAUUAAAAAAAUAUCUAAUCAUAACAUUCAGAUGAAUACUAGAAAUUUAAAUCAGAAGAUUUCUAGACUUCUACAAGAAAAAAACACUGGAUCCUGUGAAAAUAUAAAACAUCCCCCUUCUAAUGGAGAAUCAUCAACUAUGAGUUUAAAUGAAAGUAAACAUCUGUCUAAUAGUUUAGUAUUUCAGAUGUCAAAGAACAGGAUAGGUGUAAUGAACAGUGCUGUUGACUUCCAGGUGAAUGGAAAAGAACAUUUAACAAGCAAACAUAUAACACAAAUUUUAGGGAAAGGCCAUGAGUCAGUGAAAAUAAAAAAACAACCACACAUUUUUGAAUCAGAUACAGAAACAGAAGAUGCCCAAGUACUACAGCGGCAAUCAAAUGAAACUAUAAAAGUUGGUGUAAAUGACCACAAAUUGAUAAUAAGCAAAACAUCCCACAGGUCUAAAAGAAAAUUGUGUCAGGAAUCUUCAAAAACUUCAAAGAGACCUCAUUCCAAUACUAUCCAUUAUGGACGGUCCAGUUUUUCUAGGAACAAGAUACAUGAUGUGGACAAAUCAAAAGCUCAGAAAUCUCUCAUCAUCCCUUAAGCUUAGAACAUGGAUAUGAAGGAAGGAAAUAUCCACCAGAGAUAAUCACUCUGAACAUGGAUGGAC